Molecule: messenger RNA, 4790 nt
Organism: Alosa alosa (allis shad)
Lineage: Eukaryota; Metazoa; Chordata; Actinopteri; Clupeiformes; Clupeidae
Gene: enc3
Product: ectodermal-neural cortex 3
Exons: 2
Coding region: 205-1974 (589 amino acids)
Molecular function (GO): protein binding
Source: RefSeq, a predicted model, not a curated record
UUCGCGAAGUUAGUGGAAGGACUGUGCAGUUUUGGAGAAGUACUAUCGAACUAAUAGGUAGCCUACUCUAGAAACGUAUUUCUAAAAAGUUCUAGAUGGAUUUAAAUUAUGUCUCGGAUAUUUGUGGAAUAGAAGACAAUUAUCCACUCCGACGCUGAGAAAUUCGACAAAGAAACGGAUACGAAUACCACGGACCAGUCGAAGAUGUCUGUGAGCAACCAUGAGAACCGGAAGUCAAGGUCGAGCUCGGGCUCGAUGAACAUCCAUCUCUUCCACAAGACGUCCCACGCCGACAGCCUGCUGACACACCUCAACCUGCUCCGCAAGCGGCGGGUCUUCACUGAUGUGGUUCUGCAGGCGGGCAACCGGGCCUUCCCUUGCCACCGGGCCGUGCUGGCGGCGUGCAGCCGCUACUUCGAGGCCAUGUUCAGUGGCGGCCUGAAGGAAAGUCGCGACGAUGAGGUCAACUUCCACGACUCGCUUCACCCCGAAGUGCUGGAGCUUCUGCUGGACUACGCCUACUCCGCCCGCAUCAUCAUCAACGAGGAGAACGCCGAGUCACUGCUGGAGGCCAGUGACAUGCUGCAGUUCCACGACAUCCGCGAAGCCUCCGCCGAGUUCCUCGAGAAGAACCUGCACCCGUCCAACUGCCUGGGCAUGAUGCUGCUCUCCGACGCCCACCAGUGCCAGAGGCUGUACGAGCUCUCCUGGAGGAUGUGCCUGGCCAACUUCGCCAUGCUCUACAGGACGGAGGAUUUCCUGAACCUGCCCAAAGACAAGAUCCAGGAGCUGAUAUUCAGUGAGGAGCUGGAGGUGGAGGACGAGAGUUUGGUGUAUGAGGCCGUCAUCGACUGGGUGAAAGCGGACAUGGACAGGAGGCAUAGUGACCUGCCAGAACUGUUGCGCUGCGUGAGGCUGGCCUUGUUGCCGGAAACCUACCUGCUGAAAAAUGUUGCGUCGGAGGAGCUUGUGAUGGGACACAAGGUGGGCAGGGAGAUUGUGGAAGAUGCCGUCCGCUGCAAGAUGAAGAUCCUGCAGAACGACGGCGUGGUGACCGGCUUUUGUGCCCGCCCACGAAAGGUGAGCCAAGCGCUGCUCCUCUUGGGAGGCCAGACGUUCAUGUGUGAUAAGGUCUACAUGAUCGACCAUAAGACCAAGGAGAUCACCCCCAAAACAGACAUCCCGAGCCCUCGGAAGGAGUGUAGCGCGUGUGCCAUUGGCUGCAAGGUGUAUGUCACAGGUGGGAGGGGGUCAGAAAACGGAGCGUCAAAGGAUGUGUGGGUGUAUGACACGCUCCACGACGAGUGGUCCAAAGCUGCUCCCAUGAUGGUGGCCAGGUUUGGACAUGGCUCAGCAGAACUGGACCACAAUUUAUAUGUAGUUGGGGGACACACGUCUUUAGCUGGGUCCUUUCCAGCUUCUCCGUCGGUCUCCCUGAAACAAGUGGAACAGUACGACCCACAGGCUAAUAAAUGGACGUUGGUGGCCCCUCUCCGUGAGGGGGUUAGCAAUGCAGCCGUAGUCGGCGCCAAGAACAAACUCUUUGCUUUUGGAGGCACAAGUGUCAAUAGAGAGAAAUAUCCCAAGGUGCAGUGCUUUGACCCGUGUGAGAACCGGUGGACUGUGCCCGCGAUGUGCCCGCAGCUGUGGCGCUACACAGCCGCUGCCGUGGUCGGCAACCAGGUGGUGGUGAUCGGCGGGGACACCGAGUUCUCGGCCAGCUCGGCGUACCGUUUCAACAGCGAGACGUACCAGUGGUCCAAGUUCGGGGAUGUGACCGCCAAGAGGAUCAGCUGCCACGCCGUGGCCUCGGGCAAUCGCCUCUACGUGGUCGGGGGAUACUGUGGGGUACAGAGGUGUAAGACACUGGACUGUUACGACCCCUCCACGGACACAUGGGACAGCGUCACCAGUGUGCCCUACUCACUCAUCCCCACAGCCUUUGUCAGCACCUGGAAGUACCUCUCAGCAUAACACAGAGGAUCCUUUGAUCUGGUGAGUUAUGUUCUCAGUUUUUCUUAAACACACAUUUGCAAAUGCCAUUUUUCAUUAAAUUAGUAUGGAACACUUCAUAAACCUUAAUAUUUGGAGACUAUCUGAAUUUAUGUGCGAGUACAGGAAUGAAAGUGUAGUGUCUGGAAGUAAGAAGUGCUUGUUAGAGCAGAUGAAAGACUUUUGGCACUCUGCACAGCGUUGUUUAAUGUGAAUGUUUAGCCUUACCAUGGGGAUCUCAGGUCUAAACAAACCCAAACAUUUGGCAAGGGCAUGGCGUUUUAUUAGACAGCAAGGUCUGUGUUUGCCCCAUAAAUUGUUGAAAAAUGUUCUAAUGAGGCCUGUUGGGUGUCAAAUGAGGUACUAAAGGAAUGCUGAGACCUUAAUUACAAAGCAGACGUGGAAGCCACAGGCCUCGGAACCCUCACAUGGGAAAAAAAUCACGUUUGUGCUUGUUUUGCUGCCCCUGGUAACAAGUGCACCCAGAAUCUGUCAACCAUUUCCACACACACACACAAAAGUCGAUUUUCUCAGGAGCUACCAGGUGGCCAUUUUCGGAGUCCAGCCAUGUUGAUGCAGGAGGGGGUAGCCAUACCUUUUGAUUGUUUCAGCGCUAGGUUGUUUAGGCGCUGAUACCGCUCAUUGUGUUCUGACAGACCAGUGACAAAGCAGCCGUCGAUGGCCUUUAUGACUUUGCAUUUGCAAUUUGCAUUUGAAAGUGUCCACCGAGAAGAAUGAUUAAAGAGCGUCGUGACAUCGCAGGGCAAAGCUGCCAAGUUUCUCAUUUAAUCAUUAACCCUCAACAUGCCUGAAAUCAUUAACCCAGACUUCCUGAAACCAUAUUUGUUUUCUGUACUAAUUAACCCUGUACUUUGGCUCAGAUCUAUGACGGCAAACAUCAAGUCAAUGAGCCCUCAGCGGUUUUAUUUCAAGCAGUUACAGCAGCCUAGUUUAAGGGCAGCUUACAGGAAGUAUAGAAUAGCCUCUGUUUGCUCUUACUCAACAGUAAACAGCUGGCUGGGGUGGAGACACAUGUCUGGGCGAGAAAGGUAACACGGCUCUGAAGUCCCGACACUUCAGAGGGCCGCCGACGGCUCCCCAUGCACUCUCAUUUCUGGUUGCUUUCAAAGUUCUCAAAGGAGCGCUUGCUUGACAGUGUUUUUUAAUCAUCCUUAGACAUGUCAAGAUGCCUGAGAAGGAAGGACAGAGAGGAAGAGUGAGAGAGAAGAGGAGAGGGAAGGGGAGAGAAAAGAGAGAGAGAGAGAGAGAGCGAAAGACACAAGCUAUAUUUUGCACAGUUUGGCAGCCAAGAGCUGGAAACUAAUAAUACCCGAGUGCUCCUGGAGUUGUCGGCUGUCGGCAGAGGUCAGAGAAACAAAUAAAGAAAGUCCACAUUUCUCUCUUGCUCUCUUUCCACUCCUCAUGUUUACGAAGAGUCGAAUGACAGCGUUCUGAAAUACUUGACAUGGCAAUGAAAGGGUUUUUGUUUGUGCCCACAUUAGGCAUGGAAUUCGUCCUGUGAAUUAAUCAUCCACAUUUAAUUGGUGGUCUUUAAGGAAUGAGGGUGUGUCAUACCAACAGCAUUCCUUAUAGCAUCUCACCAAGAGGAGCCACAUAUUUGAAGUCAACAUUAAUGAAACUAGCGAUGCAAAUGAGUCGGAGCACUUUUAGCCACGUCCCAAAGAUACCACAUCUACACAGGGUGGGACGUAUGGAAUGCCCUGUCUUAACCGUAGCAUACGCUCUCAGAAGAAUUGGCUCUUUAUUGGUUCUUUCAACGGAAUAAAGGUUCUCCAUAGAACUUUUUCCAUAUGAAGGAAGCCAGAUUGCAGAUGAAAACGGUAGUGGAGCAAAAAAACGGCUCAUUUGUUUUGCAUGCUGCCGACCAGACAGCAUUUGUUUUUAACGAGAGAGGCAAAGCUGGGCAUGACAAACAGGGCGCUCUCUUUGGCUGUGACAUGGCGCACCUGGACAGGGUCAGAGGUGACGAGCCGUGCUCCAGCUUGUUUUCCUCGACAGCUGUCAUUGGCUGAGAGGAGGAGAGGGGUGAGACGCUGGAGACGCACUCAUUCAAUACUAAUGUUUUAUUAAUGCCUCUAAAGGCCAACCGAACUGCCCACUGAAAGAGGCAUUCUUGGGACAUCUGUGUGCUGUCCCCCGCCUUUAGAAACGCACAGACACGCACACACACAGAGAGAGAGCACGUGCUGCCACCCCGCUACUCCCCUCCCCCCUUUCCAAAUCUCCAGAGAAUUCGCCCCGUUGCGGUAGCCUGCACAAUUGGAUUUGCAUUUUAACCUAAUAGCGUUUUUAUUGCUCUUUUCUGCGGGGCAUGAAAGCGAGGAGACAGACUGAACCGGAUGGAAAAUACGAUGCCUGGAGUGACUUAAUUGUGGUUAAGCCACAAUUUGAUUAGCAGUUAUUAAUAUAUCACCUGUCAAAGGGACCUUGUCAACAGCUCAGUUUACACCGGAAAUCUGCUGAAAUAACAACGAAAAAAAUUACUUAAAUUGACAAGUUGUCAAGGGUGAAAUUCUUCUUUGACUACAUCUAUUGUUAGAUGCAAACAUUUUUAUAAUAUAUCAAUCAUUACUGUCUAUGCAUGUUAAACAUAUUUUGUGUACUGUGCGUAUGUCAUGUCAAGUCAAAACAAGACAAAUGUGAAGGCCGUUCAAUGAUUGAUCCAUUAGUCAAUGGAGUAUAAUUAUUUCUUGUCAUUAGUAAACAUUGUUGCACACGCCUGUGUGUAUCACUGGGGAGAGGUCAAUGUAAGGUCGAUCCAUGGUCCCUUGUGUUGA